Messenger RNA from Lingula anatina, 788 nucleotides. RefSeq names its product dehydrogenase/reductase SDR family member 11-like. The record is from RefSeq and is a predicted model, not a curated record. Lineage: Eukaryota; Metazoa; Brachiopoda; Lingulata; Lingulida; Lingulidae.
ACCCACUUCAGCAGAAAAUGAAGCAUUCUGCAAAAUUUUAAGAUAUGGAUCGCUGGGCAGGGCGCGUUGCCUUGGUAACAGGAGCUUCGAAAGGGAUAGGAGAAGCCAUUGCUCGUGUUCUGGUUAAGAAUGGUAUGGUGGUGGUUGGAUGUGCCAGACACGUGGAAGGAAUGCAAACUGCAAAAGAAAAUCUUUCAAGCGAAAAGGGCCGUUUGAUUCCAAUGAAGUGCGACCUUACCAAAACGGAAGAGAUCGAGUCCAUGUUUCAAGAAAUCAAGAAACAGUUGGGCGGUGUGGACGUCUGCGUUAACAACGCUGGGAUUUCAUUUUUUCAAGAUUGCAAGACGGGGACGUUGCCUGAUACGAAAGCAAUGUAUGACUUGAAUGUUUUCGCUGCCAUAGCUGUUUCCCAGCGGACCAUUCAGUCCAUACAAGAAAGGAACAUGGAUGACGGGCACAUUAUCAACAUCGGCAGCAUAUGUGGAACCACGAUUCACGAGGACGUGCCGUGUCACAUGUACUCCCCAACAAAGUAUGCCUUGGGUGCCUUCACGGAGGGUCUGCGACACGAGCUGAGAAAGGAGAAAACGAAAAUACGGACGACGAUGAUAAACCCUGGAUUUGUGGACACGCCCCUUGCAAGAAUGAAAGGUAUUGCUGAAGCAUUCGACCCGGGAAAUUGUCUUCAACCGGACGACGUGGCUUCCGCAGUCACCUAUGUGCUUGGGGCUCCACCAAACGUCAAUGUCCGACAUAUUUGCCUCCACGCCAUUCACGGCAUAUUGUAA